Molecule: messenger RNA, 2332 nt
Organism: Drosophila grimshawi
Lineage: Eukaryota; Metazoa; Arthropoda; Insecta; Diptera; Drosophilidae
Exons: 7
Coding region: 23-2281 (752 amino acids)
Source: RefSeq, a predicted model, not a curated record
AUAUACAGUUAGGGCAGAGCCAAUGGAGUCCACUUCAGCUGCAUCAGGAAUGAGCGCAGCCAAGCGACAUAAUCGCCACUCCCCCACACAUUCCCCCGCCAUUUGGAUGCUGCUGCUGCCGCUGCUCGCGGCAGCUGCGACAACGGCAGCGCCGACUGCGACGCCAACAUCGACGUUAGCGUCGACCGCAGAUCGGCGUCGCUGUGCACACAAAGGCAUCGCGGAGCUGAUUCGCACCAGCCCCGUUAUUGUUAAGGCUCUCGCCGCUCGCAUUUUCACCGAUGCGGACCUGAGCGAGCAGGCAGCUGGGGCGUCCGUCUCCGUGUCGCAUGCUGCCGCAAUUUUAAUAACAUUAACACCGGAAACGAUAUACAAAGGUGCUUCGCUGCUCAAAAUGGCUAACGGCGCCGUUGCCCGCGAUGGCGAUAGCGAUGGCACGUUGGCUGCUGACGGAAUUUCCGGCAGCGGAGUGCGACGCGGCUUUGGCAGCGUCAGCGGCUCUAGCGCUUGGAGUGGCAGCGGUGCUGCCUAUCAAUAUGAGGGACAACUGAAUGCCACAUUGCAGCCACUGCAAUGCUUCGAUGCUAAUAUGCUGAAAAUGCUGCCCAUGGAAUUAAUUGCUUUUGGCAAAUUGCUGCCUGCCUCAGCGGUAACUGGCACGGGCUACCCCGCCACCUCGGAUGCCGGUGUGGCCUCGAGGCAGAUGCAGCGACCAUCACUGGGCUCAGCCUUGGGCGGUGGAGGUGCUGGUGACUUGCCCACUGACAAGGAUGUGCUUCACAUCAGCGUCAAUGGCCUGCAUCGAUGGUCGCCGCAAUUCGAGAAUCAUAUCUGGAAGCAUUUGGGCUGGGACGAUUGGAGCGAUUUUACGCUGUGCAGCGUCACCUGCGGCAAAGGUGUGCAACAGCGUUUCCGGCGCUGUCUGCUGGACAAUCCUCUCGUAGACAUAAACAUGAAUAUGAAUCUGAAUUUGGACGACGACGAUGAGGUCGAUGACGACGGGGAGGAGGAGGAGGAAGAGGAGGAGCAGCAGCAGCAGCAGCAGCAGCAGCACGAUGAACAGGACCAGAUACAGGAGGUGGAGGAUUCUGAAGUGGUUGCUGACGAGGCAAAUAAUGAUGUCAGUGCUGCUGCAGCUGCAACUGGAACAACAGCAGCCGCAUUCAAUGCUGAUAAUAAUGAAGUGCUCAGCCAUGACGACGCUGCCAACGAGGUUGAGGACGAUAGCGAGGAUGCCCUGUUGAUGAUGCAGCCAGCAGUUGGUGACUUCCAGCAGCCGAUGACCAAACUGCUGCAUAAAUUCACACAGACAACAACAGAAGCAGCAGCAGCAGCAGCAAAAUUCUCGUUGACUCCAACGACAGAUGCGCCAGUUGGACUAACAAGUGACGGUAAUGAAGCAGGGGCAGGCGGCACAGGUGUCCGCUUUGUGCCAGCGGCAGGAGUUGCACGUAAUGACGGUCGCCGGACACGCGCACAUAAUCAGCACAAGAAACGUAAGGCUGCCAAGAGUCUGGCGUUCUCCACUCUGCUGUGUGAGGGCUACAACAUCGAGCAGCGCAACUGCAACAGUUUUGAGUGCAGCGUUUUGCGUUCGUUGCCCCCAUUUACAGAUGAUAUCAGCGAUUUGCUCAAGUUCUAUAAAAAGCUGCCGAUGCCGGCCAACGAGGAGCUGCCAAUUGCGGCCAGCAAUGACAGUCUGCCAAUGGGUUUAUUGCCUGCUGAGUUGGCAGAUCUGACAACGGCAGGUUCUGUGGGUGUGGUCGCCUCGUCAACGCCCUCAAAUAUGGGCUACGUUCGCAGCUGGAGGAAUAUGCUUAACUUCACUCUGAUGAUCACACUGAGAGCCAAGAAUGAUACGAAAAAUGCGUCAACAAUUUUCUCCAUACGCAAUAUGACACACAAUCUGUAUCUGGAGGCUUGCCAGGAUGGACUGCGUUUGUAUCUGGAACGCGACAACACAACGGAAAUGUUGCCGGUGAAAUUCAAUUUAUAUGAUUAUCGUUGGCAUCAAGUGGCCAUUAGCAUACAAAAUGGCGAUUUCAUAUCGAUUUACGUCGAUUGCUUGUGGACAAACAGUUUUGUUGUCUCGAAGCGACUGUUUACGCUGCCCCUGGAUGCGGAUGUGGAAAUUGGACGUGGCUUUAAUGGGGAACUGCAGCAAUUGCUGGUCUUGCCGGAGCACCAGGAGCGGCUGCAGUGCAGCAACAAAAGGACAUCUAUUAACGAGGUGAAGCGCUACAUAAUCGACACAUUCAUCGAGGACUAUGGCAGCAAUUGAGGCGUUGCAUUUAAAUACACAUGACAAACAAAUCAAAUGCAAUUCCAAAUA